Messenger RNA from Sorghum bicolor (sorghum), 1851 nucleotides. Its product is annotated as tRNA threonylcarbamoyladenosine dehydratase. The transcript is spliced from 11 exons. Gene Ontology annotation, biological process: cyclic threonylcarbamoyladenosine biosynthetic process. Bases 64 to 1437 code for a protein of 457 amino acids. NCBI's taxonomy places the organism in Eukaryota, Viridiplantae, Streptophyta, Magnoliopsida, Poales, Poaceae. The record is from RefSeq and is a predicted model, not a curated record. Gene Ontology annotation, molecular function: tRNA threonylcarbamoyladenosine dehydratase activity; ubiquitin-like modifier activating enzyme activity. Gene Ontology annotation, cellular component: plastid.
GCGCCGACAGCCUCGAAACGGCGAAACGUUCCAAGGGUUUUAGGCAGCAGCAGCCGGAGGGAGAUGGGUGAGCGGGCGAAGGAAUGGCUCCUCGCCGCCGGCGCCGGCGUCGCCGUCGGCGCGCUCUCUGCCGCCGUCAUGAAUCACCUCUCGAGAUCCAAGCGGAGAGAGGGGUACGCGCGCAACCUGCUGGAAUCCAAUAGAAUGACGACUGGGAACGCUCAGUCCACGAGGCAUCUGGGUGCUGUUGGUAGCUUGGAUCUUCUCUCUGAUGAAGUGGUCUCCGAACAGCUUACAAGGAAUAUACAAUUUUUUGGCAUUGACUCUCAGAAGAAAGUGACUAAAUCCUAUGUUGUGGUCAUUGGUCUUGGAGGGGUUGGCAGUCAUGCAGCUUCAAUGCUCCUGAGAUCUGGUGUUGGCAGGUUGCUUCUUGUGGAUUUUGAUCAGGUAUCACUCUCAUCACUAAAUCGGCAUGCUGUGGCAACCAGAGAUGAUGUUGGAACUUCAAAAGCAUUAUGCCUCAAGAAGCAUUUUUCAAUGAUAUACCCAGAGUGCCAAAUAGAUGCAAAAGUGCAAUUGUAUGAUGCAUCGUCUGAGGCGGAAAUUCUUUCUGGACAGCCUGACUUUGUUCUUGAUUGCAUAGAUAACAUUGAUACCAAGGUGGCACUCCUUGCAGCUUGCGUGCGCAGAGGUUUGAAGGUACUUUCUGCAAUGGGGGCUGGAGCACGAGCUGAUCCCACCAGAAUUCGUGUUGCAGAUUUAAGAGAAUCAAGCAAUGAUUCCCUCUCUCGAUCGGUGAGGUACAGGCUCAAGAAAGAACAUGGAAUUGAGGGUGGAAUACCAGUAGUUUUUUCAUUGGAAAAGCCAAAGGCAAAGCUGCUUCCUUUUCAAGCUUCAAAAGAAGAGGAAACUCCAUCAGAUUACCAGAUUGUGCCAGGAUUCAGGGUUCGCAUUAUACCAGUACUGGGAACCAUCCCUGCAAUAUUUGGUCAAGUUAUGGCCUCCUAUGUGAUUACUCAGCUUGCUGGAUUAGAUUUUCAAACUGAACCAGUUGUUAACCUGGAUUUGGAUCAUUACCGUAUACUUCAUCAGCGUCUUAUUGAGCAUGAAGAGCUGAUUUAUGGGACAGCCGAGCAAGUUCUGGUAGAUGCUGAAGAGGUAAUGUACAUUGUCAAAGAAUUGUGGCGAGGUCGAAGUGCUAGAGACCAAAGUCAGAAGGACACUGGUCGGAAAAUGUGGAGAUCUGUCAAUGAACUAAUGCUUGUUCGGUGGGACAAAUCAAAGGCUGCUGGCAUCUCAAACUUAAUACUUCUCAAGUUUAGUGAGGCUGACGCCCAUGAAUCCACCACACUGGAGCGAAUACAAGAAGAAGAACCUGAAUUCUACUCUAUGGUUUCACGUGUCCUGAAACGAGCUGAGAUGGAGUUUGCCUUAUGACUCAACGAGUAGCGAGGGUUGAUGAUCUUCCCUCUUGGAGGACUCUCACGGUUGCUAUUCAGUGGUGGCCUUGGAACAAUGGAUCAGCAUUCAGUUUGGUCAUUUGGUGGGAUUCAUAUUUGCGAGUACUUGAUCGGUAUGCUAUGGUGAAAACGACGUGCAAAAGUUUCUUCCUGUGGCAGCCGAAACAUCAGCUCUCUGUUAUCAUAGAGUUGUGCACUUGUGGCCAUCUAUGUAUGGGUUAUUUUUCUGCACGAUCCGUGUGACGCCAAAUCUGAUAUUUUGUUUUUAGUCUGCGUGGCUGAUGCAAUUUUGAUGUAAUCUGAUACCACGAACGUAGCCGCUUCUUGAAUCACCGAUCACCGAUGAUAUUGACAUUUGAUGAUAUUGAUAUAUCACUCAUAUGCACGGAAA